Molecule: messenger RNA, 1583 nt
Organism: Zeugodacus cucurbitae (melon fly)
Lineage: Eukaryota; Metazoa; Arthropoda; Insecta; Diptera; Tephritidae
Gene: Kdsr
Product: 3-ketodihydrosphingosine reductase
Exons: 4
Coding region: 266-1252 (328 amino acids)
Biological process (GO): sphingolipid biosynthetic process
Cellular component (GO): endoplasmic reticulum membrane
Molecular function (GO): 3-dehydrosphinganine reductase activity
Source: RefSeq, a predicted model, not a curated record
CUUCCUAUUGCUUUCCAAUUAACUUUAUUUUUUACCAAUUCCGAUAUCAAAGAUUUCUUCAGUGGAAAGAUUUGAGUUGAGUUGAGUGAAAUAUAAUUUUCUUAAUUCCUUUUACUCAGCGUUAUUUUAAUACUAGUCCGUGAACAAGUUAUCAACGGUCCAGAACGGAGUUAAUGAUAAAAACGAAAACAACUUUCUAAUUUCCAAGGAGAGUGAUUUCACAUUUUCACUUCCUUUCCUGAGGUCAAAUACAAAUCUUUAAUAAAUGAUGCAAUUCAGUUUGGAAAUAUGGUUUUGGAUAUCACUUGCUGUUUUGGCGCAUAUUGGUGUAUACGUAUUCGUCAUGCGUAAACGUCCAAAAAUGUUGGUAGGGCGUCAUGUAGUUAUAACUGGAGGCUCUCGUGGUAUUGGACUUUGCCUCGCUGUGGAAUGUGCCAUGAAAGGAGCCAAUGUAACCGUAAUUGCUCGCGAUGAAAAAUUACUUAGUGGCGCAGUGGCCUUAAUGGAAGUCAUACGCCAAGUGCCGGAUCAAAAAUUCCAGUAUCGUUGCCUAGAUAUUGCAUCGAGUUAUGAUGAUGUAGCAAAUAAUUUACGGGAAAUAGAAGAGUACUUUGGUGAUAUAUAUAUGUUGGUUAAUUGCGCUGGUAUGGCUAUUUGUGGGUUAUACGAAGAUAUUUCUGUGGCCGAUGCGCGAAAACUUAUGGAUAUCAAUUAUUGGGGCAGCUACAACUGCACCCGUUACGUACUGCCAAAAAUGAAGAAAGCCCGAGAAGGUAUCAUUGUGUUUACAUCUUCAUUAGCAGCUCUCUUCGGUAUUUAUGGCUAUGGACCAUACACGGCUUCAAAAUAUGCUGUGCGAGGUAUGGCUGAAACCAUCGCAAUGGAAACGCGACAUCUGGGUAUAUUGGUCACAUUAGCAUUGCCUGCAGAUACUAAUACGCCUGGUUUUGAAAAUGAGGAGAAAACAAAACCGAAGGAAACGAAAAUUAUAUCCGGUGGUGGAGGCUUGGCGGAGCCGCAAGAAGUAGCUAAACGAAUUCUUAACGAUGCCUUGCGCGGCAACUUUAUCUCGAUUUUAGGGGCUGAGAGUUGGUUCCUUACAUUAUUAGGAGGUGGACUUCUACGUUGGGGUGGAUUUUUUCAAAACCUAAUGCAUGCUAUAUUAUUGGGACCACUGCGUAUUGUCGGUUGCUUUUUACAUUUGCACUUCGAACGAGUAAUUAAAAAUUGUGCUAAGGAAAAAACGGACUGAUGGACUCCAUUAACGACAUUAAUAAUAUUUAUUUAUAGCUUAUAUGCAUUUAUUAAUUAAUUUAACAUACUUAAGAUUACGCUUAAUUAUUUUUAAGCGUAUUUGUUUUCAAAUACGGUGCCUUUAUAAAAAAAAGCUGGAAAAACAAAAUUCAACAUUUUUACGUUAUCCAAUACUUCAAAUGUACAAAAUAUUAAAAACACAAUUUUUAGAAAGAUAUAAGCAUCAUUUAGCCAAAGAACAUAACAUUAAAAUUUCGUAUUAUCCGUUUUACAAAAAUUUACCACAAAUCUACGCAGUAAUUAAAAUAAAAGUUCAAUAUUUUUAUGCA